Cydia fagiglandana is the source of this 1398-nucleotide messenger RNA. Its product is annotated as spermine oxidase-like. Gene Ontology annotation, molecular function: polyamine oxidase activity. The record is from RefSeq and is a predicted model, not a curated record. The transcript is spliced from 9 exons. Lineage: Eukaryota; Metazoa; Arthropoda; Insecta; Lepidoptera; Tortricidae. The annotation marks the transcript as partial.
UGUAGCCCGCCUCAUUAUGACACCAUAGUGGUUGGGCUGGGCGCUGCGGGCGCGACCGCGGCGGCUGCGCUGGCGACCGCCGGGCGGCGCGUGCUAGCCAUCGAGGCGCAGCCGCGAGUGGGGGGGAGGGUGCAUACUGUGGCCCUCGGGGACGGGGUGGUGGAGCUGGGGGCGGAAUGGAUAGUGGGCACCAAGAGCAGCCGGGUCUUCGACAUGGCGACGCAGCACAACAUCACCAUCGUCCCCCAGGACCCGACCAUGCUGUCCUACCUCUCCGAUGGCUCGCCAGCAGACUCCCAGCUGGUGGACCAGCUUUUCCUCCAGGUCGAAGCAGAGGGGCCUGGUAUACCGGAGGCGCAGGGGAAUUACACCACGCGGAAACUAAUGGAAGAAAUCACAAAAAAUCAUCCCCAUUUGCUUAAGGACGAAGAUUUCAUAUCUGGACUACUGCAAUUCCUGAACCUGUAUGUCAAUUACUUGGAGGGUUCUAGCGACUGGAACGACGUGACUACUGGAGGGUAUUACGAGGACUUGGCAGGCCACAGGUCCGUGAGCUGGGCUCGCCAUGGUUACAACACCUUCUUCGAUAUUAUGCUGAACACAUACAACGGGGGUCCCGGUCUACCCAACCUGGACAUAAAGCUUAACAAGGAGGUGCGGGUCAUCAGGGCCCCGCAGCGCCCCACCGAGCGCGUCACUGUCGAGUGUAGCGAUGGCAGCUCCUACGAGGCCGAUAGCGUCAUAGUCACCGUGUCCCUCGGGGUUCUCAAGGACAAAUAUUCUUCACUUUUCUCACCGGCUCUGCCCGAGGACAAACAGACAGCCAUAGAGAAAAUCAGCAUGGGCGUGUUGGACAAGAUCAUGAUACAAUUUGACGAAGCUUGGUGGCCGCUGAAUGUAAACAGGUUUGGGUUCAUAUGGAAGGGCGAGGAUAUCAAAAAAGUACCGGUUUCAGACCACUGGGUCACCAAGAUUAUAGGGGCCCACCGGCCCGUGGGGUCCAGUAACGUUCUGACUUUGUGGACCAGUGGGGACAUUGCUAAGGAGGUGGAGACGCUUCCAGAAGAACAGGUGAAGACGAAAUCCGUCGAACUGCUGCAGAGAUUCAUGGGUGACACCCUGAACAUCACUGUACCACAGCCUACUGCUAUCAUCAGAUCAACCUGGUACUCGAACCCAUACACCCGCGGCAGCUAUACUUAUGACAACACCCUCACGCCGCAGUACCCAGACGCGCGCGAUUGGCUCGCGAGGCCGCUUGUGGACUCUUCAGGGGCCCCGCGCGUCCUGUUCGCCGGCGAGGCCACAAGUCGUCGCCAUUUUGGCACCGUGCACGGCGCCAGUGAGACUGGCCACAGGGAGGCCAUACGAUUGGUCAAUAAGAGUUAUAAGAACUAA